UCUUUGGGUCUUCACCAACCAAGUGUUGGGAUGUGUAAAUUGUCUGAAAAGGGAUACUUUUCCGUAAUUUGGAUUGUGGUUGUUGGGGAGAAACGUCAGGAUGGAGGGCGCUGUUGCCACUGACAAAAAACAAGCUUCAACGACUUAAGAACAGAGGAGAGAUCCGAAAACAGAGAAUCAAGCCAUUACAGCUCACCACCAACAAAGCUUUCCAACGCUAGAAACCUUCUAAAUCUCUAAACGACAACAAUAAUUUUGAUGGAAGGAUUGUCAAUUUCACGAAUCAUCCCGAUUCAAGUUUCGUGUAAACGGCAUUGCUCUGCUUUUCUCCCUACAUUUUCCUUGCAUUUACGGAAAAACUUGAGUAGAGGUCAAGUUUGGAUGAUGAAACGUCCUAAGUCAUUGGAUCCGAUUGCUGCUUCAGUUCAACCAUUAGAAGCCUCAUCUAUUGGCCACUUUGAUAAUAAGCAGCCUUCCAAAGAGGUUCUUGAGCUGUGGAGAAGCGCUGAUGCAGUGUGCUUUGAUGUGGAUAGCACAGUCUGCAUAGAUGAGGGCAUUGAUGAACUUGCAGAAUUUUGUGGGGCUGGAAAGGCUGUUGCAGAAUGGACUGCUAGGAUUUCUCCUGGCAUAGAAGAAUUAGUCAAGAAGCUGAAGGCUAGGAAUAUCAAUGUUUAUCUAAUCUCUGGAGGCUUCCGCCAAAUGAUUAAUCCUGUUGCAUCAAUCCUUGGCAUUCCACAAGAAAAUAUUUUUGCCAAUCAACUGCUCUUUGGAAGUUCUGGGGAGUUUCUGGGUUUUGAUGCAAAUGAGCCUACUUCAAGAAGUGGAGGAAAAGCUGCCGCUGUUCAACAAAUAAGAAAGGUUAAGGGACAUAAAGCAUUAGUCAUGAUUGGUGAUGGUGCUACUGAUCUUGAGGCGCGUAAACCAGGAGGUGCUGACUUGUUUAUUUGCUACGCCGGUGUUCAACUCCGGGUGGCUGUUGCAGCAAAAGCUAAUUGGUUGGUCUCUAGUUUCAGAGAUCUUAUAAAUGCCUUGGAGUAGCUUCUUUACUUCCUGAUUUCUUUGCCAUUUUUCCCCUUCUGUUACAAGUUUCGUGCACCUCUGUAUUACGCAUGCAUUUCUCGUGUUAUCGCAACAUUUGCUAUUUUUUUUUUUGCGACAGCUUAACUGUAUAAAACUCAAAAAGGAAAAUGAAUGAAGAGUGAUUGUUGGUUCAUGCUUUUUUACAUUGUAUAAAU
Molecule: messenger RNA, 1235 nt
Organism: Durio zibethinus
Lineage: Eukaryota; Viridiplantae; Streptophyta; Magnoliopsida; Malvales; Malvaceae
Source: RefSeq, a predicted model, not a curated record